Messenger RNA from Ochlerotatus camptorhynchus, 1786 nucleotides. RefSeq names its product alkaline phosphatase-like. Lineage: Eukaryota; Metazoa; Arthropoda; Insecta; Diptera; Culicidae. The transcript is spliced from 2 exons. The coding region runs from base 39 to 1721 and encodes 560 amino acids. Gene Ontology annotation, biological process: dephosphorylation. The record is from RefSeq and is a predicted model, not a curated record. Gene Ontology annotation, molecular function: alkaline phosphatase activity.
UUUGCAACCAGUAGCAUUUGGUCUUAGCAAGAGGCGACAUGGGGCUCAAGGUGUUGACUUUCCUUUGCGUUGUAGCGAUUGUGACGGCACAGGUGCUUGUUGAAAAACGUGAUCCAGCUCCUGAGAAGGAUCACUAUCACAGCCGGAAUCAUCUGCAGCGAAAAUUGGAGAAAAAUGCCUUCACCGAAGAGGAGACUCACUCCAAGUAUUGGAACGACGGAGCUCAGGAGACUCUAAAGUUGAAACUUUCUCAUAAAUUGUCUACUAAGAAAGCUAAGAACAUCAUAUUCUUCAUCGGCGAUGGAAUGUCACCGCAGACUGUGGCAGCCACUCGAAUGUACCUCGGUAACGAAAAUGGAUUCCUUUCGUUUGAAAAAUUCCCGCAUCUCGGACAGGUGAAGACUUACUGUGUGAACCGGCAAGUGGCCGAUUCGGCUUGCACGGGAACGGCAUACUUCUCCGGAGUCAAGAUCAGCUACGGCAUGCUGAACGUGGUGCCGUCGAUUCCCCGAUAUACCUGUGAUUACGAAAGGAACAACAUUACCGAAAUCGACGGACUGAUGAAAUGGGCUCAAGAUGCCGGAAAGGCUACGGGAAUUGUUACGAAUACUCGUAUUACGCAUGCUUCACCAGCGGCAAGCUAUGCAAAGAGUGCGACUCGUGGAUGGGAGACUGAUACGGAAGUAGUAGCUGAUAAGUGCGAUCCGGAGAAAACGAUCGAUAUUGCUAGACAAUUGAUGUACAAUGAAGUACCGAAGAACUUCAAAGUGGUGCUGGGCGGUGGACGAAGAAACUUCCUCCCAAAUGAUGUGACCGACGAGGAGGGAUCGAAGGGGUACAGAACGGAUGGAAAGAACCUGAUCCAAGAGUGGUCAGAAGUCCACGACGACAUGGGAGCUUCUUCGUAUGUGUGGAACCGAACUGGAUUGCUUACGGUGGACGUGGAGAACACCGACUAUCUGCUUGGACUGUUCGAAGCCAGUCACAUGAAGUACAAUUUGGAAGUUCAGCAGCAGAAUGCUCCGAGCAUGGAACCAACCCUUUUGGAGAUGACUGAGGUUGCAAUUAAGAUGCUUCAGAAGAGCGCCGAAGGGUAUGUACUGUUCGUGGAGGGCGGGUUGAUCGAUUUGGCGCAUCACGACACCAGAGCUCGCAUUGCUUUGGACGAGACGGCAGAGUUUUCUAUGGCAAUUGAACGCGCACGGAAGCUCACUAGCGAUGAAGAUACUUUGAUUGUGGUCAGCUCGGAUCAUAGUCACACUAUGACCUACAAUGGGUACACGAAACGAGGACAGGACAUCCUUGGCAUCGCGGACAUCAGUUAUCGUGACGGCCUUCCAUACACCACUUUGAGUUAUGCCAAUGGUCCCGGCUAUUCCGACACCUACAAGUCGGAUAACCUAGCGGAACGGGUUGACAUUUCCGGAUACGAUUUCACCGGAAUGAAUCAACGCUACCUGGCGACGGCACCGUUAAGUUCGGAAACUCAUGGUGCUGAAGACGUCAAUGUCUACACAUCAGGACCCCUGUCGCACAUCUUCGUCGGAAACUACGAACAGAGUACGUUGCCGCACCUGAUGGCCUAUGCCGCCGGGAUUGGGGAGUACUUCGUAGAGAAACCAUCGGGUGACGAUGGCGAUGAUAACGGUGCUGCAACGUCCACCACCGUAUCCCUACUAUUGCUGCUGUCUGUCGUAGUGGCAGCGAUGGUUCGAUUUUAGAUAAGACUCGUUAGUACAUUGUACCAUGUGAUAGUAGUCAAAGUGUUCAAUAAAAAAUUUAAAUA